ACCAGAUAUGUAUAUAAUAUUGCGAUAAAAUCACCCUAAUUAAUGAAUAAAUUGUUAUGGUUGAAGGAGCAAAAUAAUUUUUACGAAAUGGCUAGUUCAAGUUCAAGAUUUCGUCUACUUUUGUUUCAAAAUAGCACUUAUUGGAACAGGAAUGUGUUAGCAGCUUGUAGAACUUGUCAAAUGACAGUAAGGUCAUUUGCCUCAACACAAACUUCUCCAAAGGAAGCUCCGACUCCUCCUACACCAGCCGAAGUCACAACAGCCAAAUCAACAGUGCAAAUCAGUGAUAGUUGCAUAAAGCGAAUGAAGAAAAUUGGUGCUGAACAACUGAGAAUAUUAGUUGAGGGAGGGGGAUGUUCUGGAUUCCAGUACAAGUUUGAAGUCGACAAAACAGUUAAUGAAGAUGAUAGAGUAUUUGAAAGGGAAGGUGUGAAGAUAAUUGUAGAUGAGGAUUCAGUGGAAUAUCUUAAUGGCUCUACCGUGGACUAUCAUGAAGAGCUGAUUAAAUCAGCAUUCAGAGUUAUAGACAAUCCAAAUGCAGAACAGGGCUGCUCAUGUGGAGCAUCUUUCUCUGUGAAAUUCUAAUGUACAGUGAACAGUGCUGUUCUAACCAACCUAACGCAUAUUACAGGCCUGGGCUGCAUUAUCAUCAGAUCCUUCCAUUGCUUCCUCAUAUGUCUUAUUUAAAAAUCUAUGUAGAGCAAGGUUUUGAAAUUUUUGAAGGACGAGACUCUACCUUGUAUCGAAUGCUUAUAAGUUAUAACAUACAAAAACAAACAUUUCUGUCAAGUCAGAAUAGUUGUGAUGAAAUAUGCUAGCAGUUUUUUGUAUAUUUGUCUGGGGAAAGGAUGAAGGGGAUAGCUAAACAAAUUUCUUUUUGUCUACCUGCAUUUCCAAAAAAGAUUCUGUUGCAGACAAGUGAAAGGGACCAGCUCAGUAUUUCAAUGCUGUCAAACAUUAUUACAUUUCAGAUAAGUCUCCUC
Owenia fusiformis is the source of this 983-nucleotide messenger RNA. NCBI's taxonomy places the organism in Eukaryota, Metazoa, Annelida, Polychaeta, Sabellida, Oweniidae. The record is from the annotation of a GenBank genome assembly.